Messenger RNA from Leptinotarsa decemlineata (Colorado potato beetle), 4018 nucleotides. RefSeq names its product protein eva-1-like. Lineage: Eukaryota; Metazoa; Arthropoda; Insecta; Coleoptera; Chrysomelidae. The record is from RefSeq and is a predicted model, not a curated record.
CAUGCCUGGUUAGCUACGCAACAGAGACUGUCAUGCAACUUUGUCAUGGGAAAAGGAGUUGUGAUUUGUCAGCAGACAUCAGUACUUUUGGAAGCCCAUGUAGACCGGAAUCCAGGAUGUACCUGAAAGUUGUUUAUACUUGUGCAUCGUAUCAGUCUCCUGCCACUCCCCGAUCACGUUCCAACCUAUCCAAGCAGAAAACUACCAAAAAUGUCGUGGGAAACGAUAUUCCAGAUCCAAAUUGUACAAUCACAAUAAACGUUGGGUCAGACCAGCCCCAGAAAACUAGGGUGAUAGGCUUCGUUUCUGAAUGGAUCAAUGCCUACACAUUCAUCUCACAAAAUCAAGAGCGCUUCUUUUUAUAUCUGAUCGUGAGCGUAGCAGCUAGUUUGCUCAUUCUUCUUAGCUUUCUGGUGGGUCGCCUGCUUCUACAACGUCACAGAGCACGACGGGAUGCCAAAUUCCAUGCCACCAAUAUAUCAGACAACACCCUUCCCAAUGGAUUCACCGACGACAUCAGCGAGGUUGAUGCUGAUAUAGAUUUAACUACUCCAUUACCGUGCCCUGUCCCAUCGGUAACCAUACAUUCAGCUCCUAUCGGCAGCAUAGCUGAGGUUGUUCGAUACCCACACAUCCACGCUCACACCCUCCGUAGACCCCCUCAGGUGAUGGAGACCGACCUCCCAAGAAGUUUAAGUAGUGCUUCCAAUACACACUAUUACUAUGGAUGACCCGAAUGCCCGGGUCGCGAGGGGCCGACUCUUCCACAGUCGCCCACCAGCUCUGCGUGCCCGGGCCAGCGAACCUACUGCUUCUAGUACUGCGGAGUGCCAUGAAGACAUUGAGUGCACGCUAUUGAAGUGAACCAGACCAAAGAUAUAUUCACCUCCAGAUUCUUGUCAAAGACUAUCAAAAUGUUGACAUCAAUUAUCGGAAAACAAACCUACGAAGUUUUGGAAAACGUUUAAUUGUUUGGGAUGAAUUUGACUAUUGAUGUUCCUAGGUUUAGUAGCCGCGGCCCGCAGGUUUUUGAGCCUGACUACAUCAGACGAUGAGAUGUGGCAACGAUCGAAGUGAUCUACUUUGCCUCAUAUGCUCGCAUCCUCAAUGGGACUGAAUGUCGGAUUUCCGUAUGUUUUUGUUCCUGCUCGGUCCAACUAUUCUUGAUUUACUGAUUUGUGUGUUUUGAAGUAUCGAUACCCAUGUGUCAUUUAUAUUCAAACUCUUUUUCUAACGGUUGAAAUCAUCUAACGGGUUUUGCUGUGGUCUUCUUUGGUUAUAAUCUUUGGAGUGGUUGAAGUACUUUCCUUGACGUGUCAACUGAAACUGAAGCUCUGUGAAAAGUCAUCCUCAGUUCAAUCAGGUUGGAGCCUAGCUCCCUUACCCUUUCAGAAGGACAAAUGGGUUCAUGACUAAGAGGUGGUGGAAUCUGGCGGGUUUACGCAUACUUUGGGUGACUUGCCCCGGAAAGAGCAAAUGAUCUGUUACACACCAGUUUUGAAAGCCUACACACCAUGAUGGGGUAUGGCAUGGUAAGGGGUGGUUCCGAUUUGACUUUUUGGACAAUCUGGAUAGAACUAGUAUUGAAAGUUUGGAAAUAGGCGUUUUUAAGAUUGCUUCAUUCAUUCACAGUAAUGUCUAUUAUUUCAUAUAGAUUGAGAGAAAAUUACAUAUAUGUUUUCAAUUAAAUUUCAUACGCUUUGUAGAUAAAAGAGCAACUUUCUUGGUGAAUAUCAGGAGGAUUCACUUUGUCAGUGAUAAAUGGAACUAUUCUUGAAAUUUUCCAUAUAUUUUCAAGCAUUCGAAGUUUUUACCACACUAUUCAUAUUCUAUAUCUAUUCAGUCUAUAUUCAGCCGUUGAUCUACAUUAUUACUCACGAAACAGUAUCGAAAUCAUGAAAUUUUGGGCAACUCUCAACUGACGUCAUGUUUCAAUAACAUAUGUUUCGUUCUAUUCUUCUUCUGGAAUAUAUGCAGAACUAGUUGAAUUUUAUUUCAAUUACUGGUACAAUUCUCAAACAAGAGUAAAUAUCAGAUGAAAACAUAUGUCGAAAUGUUGAAUUAUCGUCAAAUUUAUCACUAUAUAUACACAUUACUUUUGGCAAAUGCCUGUGUCUAUUCAAAAGGUACUGGAACUUACUGUAACACAUUGGGCUAAAUACUGCUUCGGAAUAUCAUUUAAAUAACACUUCAACUACUUGCAAUAUCUACUCUGGAGAAAUGCGCCUUCACGCAUAUUCACUCAUUCUUAGGUUAGUUCUUCUUCUCUUAGUCUCAAUUGGCCUUUAGCCAGGUCUUAUGAGUUGAGUAGACGUCACUGACACCACUGAAGUUUUUUGGGUGUUACUUUUCAGAAGAAAAUACAAUAACUAGCUGAAACUUCUUAGGUUUGUCCUUACUGAUUGAUUAUUGAAUGAAAAACUUAGACUGACUAUUGUGCUGAUGCGAAAAUGAUAAACUUUGUCGACACAGUGAAUCUUUGAAUCAAAUUGUUUUAGUGAAGUCUUGUAUUUAGAAACAAAGCAUUAAAUCAAAUGACAUUCGUUCAAAAUGUUUCUACUGAGAAAUUAUUUCAACUUUAUUUUUAUUGAAAUGUAAAUAGUGUUACAUUCAUUGUUCAAUGUUGUUGGAUUUUUACACAAAUAGUACCAAAAGUUUCAUGGAAGUAGCGUAUCACACUGGUACUUCAAAAUUUGUCAAUGGUGCCUGAGGAGGAUCCUGGAAAACUAUGUCUCGUGAAUCGAAAUGAACAAUUCCUCAUAAACUGGGAGUCUUCACAAUUUCGAAUUGGAUGGGAAAAUAUUAAUUUUUUUGAUGAGACAAUAAUAUCCAAGAAAUCCAACUUUAAGCAAAUAUUGGUAAACUGUUCGAAACAAGUGUUUCUUUUCAUUCAAUAGUACCUAUCGAAAAACUUUGUAUAAAAUUGUAUCGUAUAUAGACGUGACUGUUAUACUUUUACUGAGUACUUCUGGUACGUAUGUGAUAAAACUUAUUCUUAGUCCUGUACAAGAAAUAUAUUUUCAUCAUCAAUUUUCUCAAGUCAGCCCUGAUUUUUGUAUGAACUCCUUAUUAUGAAACAUCAAAAUUUCUGAAUGUGCUGCAAUUUACUCAUCACAGUCCCAUUGAAAGAAGAGAACGACAUUUCGGUGAUAGAUAUUGAUGAAUCUCAGGAAAUUCACCAGAUAAUAAUGUCAUUUUCUCUGUGUGAUCUCAGUCAGUUUCCAAGAGGAGUCGCAGAGGAGAAAAAAUAUGUAAUGAGCAGUUGAGUUGGAAAUUAUUCAAAUCAAGUAUUUUCAGAAUACUCUCGAUUGCCCAAUUAGCGUUGGUAGACUGCUUCAAUUUUUGCCAGAAGUACUGAUAUAAAAUGUAUUGUAAAUUUAUCGAAACUUGGAAGAAUUCAGACAAAUAUGUUAAAGUUCAAAAUCAAAUCAAUCAGAAGUUUGUCAGUGUAUGCUCAAAUUGAAAAUCAACAUUAGCAAUGCAUUUUUUAUAUGAAAACGAGUAAAAAUGGAUUUGAAACCUACAAAAAGGAAUGGAAACUAUUGAAAUUCAUCCAUGUCUGUCUAAAUAAUAUGUAUUUUAUAUUUCAUUUGCAUUUCAACUGUUUUUCUAUUCGUUAUUGUAUAUUUCAAUACAAAAACCUAUUUCAGGGCGAAACACACAAGUUUAAGAAACUUUUACAGUAAAUCCUACUUCAAUACUGUUGUCGCUAAUUUCCACCAAUCACUGCAUUCAGAAAAUUCACUUGGUUGUAUUUUAAUUUGAAAAAAUAUUGUUCAUAAUAUGUAUAUUGUUGUAUAGGAUGUUUUGAAAUGAAAUUAUAAAAAGUAUGUUACAUAUUCUUAUAUUUUUUAUCUUUGUUAGCAGCAUCAUAGUCAUCGUCUGAAGUUAAAUAAUUUAUCUAAAUUUGUAUAAUUACUGAGAUUGUACACAACAUAGUUAUCAAAAUAUGUGUAAAACAUUUUGUGUUAUUUAUAUAAAAAAUAUGUGUUUGUAUAAUUAAAAAACCUAACCAAAA